AUGUCAAGCGACGAUUACGUACGACAGCAGCAGCAACAAGAGAAUAAUUUGACGGCUGGUAUGAUCAAGAUGGAACCCACAAUGGGGAGGGGUGUUGCUUCAUGUGCUGCUUCCACAACUGGUGGUGGCGGAACCAAGACUUUGAGAGGAAAACCAUCCAGUGUACUUCACAUGGAAGAGGAGAAGUAUAUUGCUCUUCGUAAACGAAACAACAUUGCUGUACGGAAGUCAAGAGAGAAACAACGGGCCAAGCAGAAUGAGGUUAUCAAAACGUAA
Hydatigera taeniaeformis is the source of this 276-nucleotide messenger RNA. The record is from the annotation of a GenBank genome assembly. Lineage: Eukaryota; Metazoa; Platyhelminthes; Cestoda; Cyclophyllidea; Taeniidae.